AUGGAGUUCCAGACCCUCUCCGAUUUCGUCCUCCUGCAGCCCUCGGUGAGGCAGGCGAAGGAGGGGGGAGGGGUGUCGUCAGAAAAUGGCAUCGCGGUGGACAGCGAGGCAGCGGAUUUUGAAGCCAACCGAUUUCCUCUUACGCGCAGCGCGAUAUUCUCUACGGGCGCCCUUGGGCUGAUCGAAAAGCGGCGUGUCAUGAAGUUUCUCAAAGAUGUGGCGCCGCCGCUCGCCGAGCAGCUCCACGCUCAGGGUGCGAGUCCCGCCGACGACGUGCGCAUGCAACAGGCUGCCGCCAUGGAGGCCGCACGUAAAGCAACCGAGCAGUUCGCAAAGGAAGCGGCGAGCCACCCGGGAAUCACCCUUAGCGCCCUUUUGGAGAAAAAGUACGGGCUGAGCCCGAAGGCCCUCGAAAUCGUGACGCUGAUGGGGGAGAUCGAUCUCGACAACAAUACACCCGCUGAUCACGAUAAAACAGCCUCUGCCCUUCUGCGGUCCGUGGAGUUAUUCCGUCAGUUCGUCACCUCUAUCGGGCUCUAUGGUGGAUCUACACCGUUUCUUCAGCCGAUGUUCGGCGCCAGCGAGAUGGUGCAGAAUUUUUGCCGAACCUCUGCAGUGUGGGGCGGCGUCUUUGUUUUGCACCGCAGCCUCCGCAACAUCGGCGUGAACCAUGAAAAGGAGCGACAGUAUGCCGUUCUCAGUAACGGUCAGUGGGUUUCCGCCAAGAUCAUUGUGGCGCCACGGGAGCUCUUACCAGCUGAUCCGGAGGGCGCCCUACCCGUCUUUCAUCAAAAUGAUUGGCAAGCAGUGAUGUGCCGUGCGCGGGAAGCCGUGGCGGCGGUACCUGACGGCGGACCUUGUUACUCCGAAAAAGUAAAAUCGGCACAGAAAGAUAUUCGAUGGAGUCGCCUAGUAGUAGUCCUUCGGCGACCGUUUCUGACGUGGGACCAUCUCGAGGAGCCGUCAAUUGGUACCGAUAGAGGUAAGGAGAGUGGAGUCCCACCCUCUGUGGUGGCGCUGAUGCGCGCUCCAAUCCGAAGAUCACAUGGAAGUGACGACAAGACGAUGUCAGCGCCCGGGGCGGUGGUUCAGUUAACACAACAUAGCCAUAUGAGCGAUCAGACUCCGUCGGGCGACGCGGUCAUCCUGCACUUCACCGCCGACGCGGCGGCGUUAUCCCAAUCUGAAUUACAGGAAUUUGUGAUGAAAAACUUUUAUUUAAAGCGCACGGGUAGUGACGAUAACGAUGUGGACGCUGGAAACGAAACUCGCUCGGAGUCGCUGCCGCAGUUGCGCUUUGAGGAUGACGAUAUCGUGUUCUCCAUAUGCUUCACCCUCAGCGCGGUGCACACGGCGUUGGAUGGACUUCAGGUGCCCGAGUUACACGCAGCGGUUGACAAGCCCAGUGAGACGCGCCACGCGCAUCCUUACGCGGUUGAGGAACGUUUAAAGCUACAGUCCGCAACCGAGAAAGAUCGCAAGGGCCUUUUGCGCGAGGUCGAGGCCUCAGAACAGCCACUGGAAGAGGCUAUGCCAGUAGACGGAAACGCUACCGCCUGCGAGCACGUGCGCGUUGUGUCGGUACCGACUCUUCUUCCAGGGCUCCUGAAUGAUAGCCAGUACAUGGAAGAGGCAAUGGAAGCCUAUCAGCAGGUAAUGAGUCUGCUUCAAGAGAUCGAAGGUGAUACACAGACAAAGGACUACAUGUUUAUGGAAGAACUUCCUGACAUUCCAACUUUUUGA
This is a messenger RNA of Phytomonas sp. EM1, 1743 nucleotides long. The record is from the annotation of a GenBank genome assembly. NCBI's taxonomy places the organism in Eukaryota, Euglenozoa, Kinetoplastea, Trypanosomatida, Trypanosomatidae.